This is a messenger RNA of Symphalangus syndactylus (siamang), 1882 nucleotides long. RefSeq names its product cyclin P (gene CCNP). NCBI's taxonomy places the organism in Eukaryota, Metazoa, Chordata, Mammalia, Primates, Hylobatidae. The record is from RefSeq and is a predicted model, not a curated record.
GCUGGAGUACAGUGGCCCAAUCUCGGCUCACUGCAAGCUCCGCCUCCGGGGUUCACGCCAUUCUCCUGCCUCAGCCUCCUGAGUAGCUGGGACUACAGGCUCCCACCACUACGCCCGGCUAAUUUUUUGUAUUUUUAGUGGAGACGGGGUUUCACCGUGUUAGCCAGGAUGGUCUCGAUCUCCUGACCUCGUGAUCCGGCAGCCUCGGCCUCCCAAAGUGCUGGGAUUACAGGCGUGAGCCGCCACACCCGGCCACACAACACUUAACUUCUAUAUAAACAACCAUGUGUUCACACAAUUUUAUCUCCAAUUCCAUUGCGACACCGACACCACAAGGGUCAUUCUAAGCUCCGAUCUAUGUUUCUACAUCCAUCCUCUGACGGUGCAAACCCUGAUUCUACAUUUUGAAAUCCUCCCGACUUUAUGGUCAGGAAAGUGAGGCCCACAGGGGUUGCUUCCGGGCAGCAGGAUGAGGAUCUGUCUCCAGCUGUCCGACCUUAGAGGGCUUCGAGAGGACAGAGCCAGCCUGCGGGGCACUCACCUUUGUGCACCUGCCCAGGAGAGGCGGGCUCAGUGCGCACGCGCCCAGGGGCCUUUAAAGCGCCCGCCGCGCGGUCUCUUCACCUAGCUGCAAGGGUCGGUGCUUGGCCUCGCCCGCAACACCCUCCUGGAGGAUGCUGAGUCCCACUGCCUUCCUCGAUGCAGAGCCUUCGAGCACCCCAGUCCCCGACGGCUUCCCCGCGGGCCCCAGUGUCUCCCCAAGACGACUGGCGAGGCCACCAGGGCUGGAGGAGGCGCUGAGCGCGCUGGGGCUGCAGGGAGAACGCGAGUACGCCGGGGACAUCUUCGCCGAAGUCAUGGUGUGCCGCGUGCAGCCCCGGAGAGCCCUGCCCCGCGCUGUGACCCCGGAGAUGCGCGCCCUGGUGGUAGACUGGCUGGUCCAGGUGCACGAGUACCUGGGUCUGGCUGGUGACACACUUUAUCUGGCGGUGCACCUGCUUGAUUCCUACCUGAGCGCUGGCCGUGUGCGCCUACAUCGCCUGCAGCUGCUGGGCGUGGCCUGCCUGUUUGUGGCGUGCAAAAUGGAAGAGUGCGUGCUUCCUGAGCCCGCCUUCCUCUGCCUCCUGAGCGCGGACUCCUUCUCGCGGGCGGAGCUGCUGCGCGCCGAGCGCCGCAUCCUGAGCCGCCUGGAUUUCCGGCUGCACCACCCGGGCCCGCUGCUGUGCCUCGGGCUGCUGGCCGCACUGGCAGGGAGCAGCCCCCGGGUGAUGCUACUUGCCACCUACUUCCUGGAGCUGUCUUUGCUGGAGGCCGAGGCGGCGGGAUGGGAGCCGGGUCGUCGCGCGGCUGCGGCUCUGAGCCUGGCGCACCGCUUGCUCGACGGGGCGAGCUUCAGGCUCCAGCCGGAACUUUACAGGAAGAAUCGGGUGUCCACCUCUCCCCCUGCUCGCCUAGUCACUCCAGUUGAAGACGGGACGCGUGCCCGAUCUCGAGAGCCCCUGACCCGUCCGUGGGGACCCACAUCGGCCCUUCUUCUCAGCCUCGAGUCUCCAGUUCCAAGGAUGGGUCAUCUCCAACCCCUUGCCCUGCCUCAGUUUCUCCAUCUCCCUGCUGCAGCCCCCAGGAACUGGGCACCCUUGAGCCGUGCAUGGCCCGCGCUGCGCUCCGAGGUCCCGCGCCCGGUGGCGCCGCAGUCUUCCUCAAGUACGCGCGGCCCCAGCGCCAGGGCACCAGCCUUGCCGCCGCCUGCCUGCUCCGCCGCCUCCAGUCUGAGCCUCCCUGAGCACUGAGACUCUGUCACAAAAUAAUCAACAACAAAAAUCAAAACCCUCCCAGUGUAUGUCCGUCUCUCAUCUCAAUAAAAGAAUUUAUUUUAUUCUGA